UCGAGCUUAAAAUAGUAGAAAAUGGAAAAAUUAUUCUGGAAUCCCAUAAAAAUAUUAUGGCUAUAAGAUAAAAGAAAUAAGAGUUAAAAAACUAACUCAAUUUUAACCAGGUUAAAUAUCGUCAUAAAGCUAUGUCAGGACAGGAUUUACAGCAUGCAGGAAAUGAUGGGGAGAUCAAUGUCGACCAAGAAAAUGAGAAUCUACUGACAGAAAUUGAACAACUAUGUAGUCGUACAAAUAGAAGCGUGGAAAAUAUAUUGUUGAUAGGAAAGGUUGGUGCUGGCAAGAGUUCCUUAAUCAAUACUAUAGGGAAGGCAUUUUCCGGGAAAUACAUUUCCAGAGCCGAAGCUGGUAAAGGGUCGUCUUCAUCGAAGACAAAAACUUUAGGAAGGUUCGAGAGUGUUGGUGUAGCAGAGGAUGACAUAAUAGAUGGCAAACGGCGGGUCAAUGUCAUUUAACCUAGGCUGCCAACGGUUUAUGAUUUCCCUGGACUAGAAGACACAGAUGACGAACGUUUACAGGAACUGCUUG
Messenger RNA from Ruditapes philippinarum (Manila clam), 531 nucleotides. RefSeq lists its product as uncharacterized. Lineage: Eukaryota; Metazoa; Mollusca; Bivalvia; Venerida; Veneridae. The transcript has 3 exons. The coding region runs from base 132 to 458 and encodes 108 amino acids. The record is from RefSeq and is a predicted model, not a curated record.